Lytechinus variegatus (green sea urchin) is the source of this 1931-nucleotide messenger RNA. RefSeq names its product DNA primase large subunit-like. Gene Ontology annotation, biological process: DNA replication, synthesis of primer. Gene Ontology annotation, cellular component: alpha DNA polymerase:primase complex. The record is from RefSeq and is a predicted model, not a curated record. The transcript is spliced from 12 exons. NCBI's taxonomy places the organism in Eukaryota, Metazoa, Echinodermata, Echinoidea, Temnopleuroida, Toxopneustidae. Bases 94 to 1698 code for a protein of 534 amino acids.
UUUCGAUAGAUUCGAAUUCACUGCGUGUGGCGCGGACCACUUUUAAUAUUUCUUUUUAAGACAAGAGGUAUUUCAUCCAGAUUUAUCAUUAACAUGGAAUUCUCAGAGAACACCACGAAGAAGAGGAUCAAGAAGGAGUCGUUCAUUGACAAAACCAAAGAACCCCAUUUGCUGUUUUAUCGGAUUCCACCAAUUGAGAACAUUUCCCUCAGUGAAUUUGAGGAUCUUGCCAAACGAAGACUGGCAGUUUUGAAGCAUGUCGAGUCUGUUGGUAUCCGGCAUGUCAAAGGAAGUGAGGAGUAUAAUGAAAGAAUGGACAAAGAACUAAAAAAAAUGAUGCCCAUUGCCCACAAGAAGAUGAGCGGGGAAGACUUGGCAGCUCACAAGAGAGAUGAUCGGAUCUCACAUUUCAUCUUGAGGUUGGCUUACUGCAGAUCGGAAGACCUCAGGCGAUGGUUCAUCCAGCAAGAGCUUGAUCUGUUCAGGUAUCGAUUCCUGAGGGAAUACAGUGAAUCCGUCACACAAUUUCUGGCUGAAAACAAACUUCAUUACACCCCAAUCCCCGAGAACGAGAAAGAUGCAUUGAAUGAGAAGUUGGUGAGAUCUUCAGCGGGGAUCAGCGCAUCGAUGAUGGCCCAUACAGACUUCUUCAAGGUCCCCUUCACCGAGGCCCUGGACCUUGUCAGAGGACGAAAGGUCUUCAUUCAGAAGGGAUAUGCCUUUGUACCUCACAGUGAGCUGGUAUCCAUCGUUCUGACUGCCUUCAGGUCUCAUCUAUCACAAAGCCUUGCUAUCACUGCGAGAGGCGUACCGCAUUUGGAGGAAGAUGGCCGCCUCCUUCCCAUGCUCAAUAAUCUAAGCAAGCAGUACUUGGGCCAGGACUACAGUAGCAGUAAGAGGUCUGGGAACUCGGCAAUCAACCUUGAAGACAUAGAUAAGUACUCAAAGCAGUCAUUCCCGCUCUGCAUGCGCCAGCUCCACAUGUCACUCCGGGAACACCACCAUCUCCGCCACGGAGGUAGGAUGCAGUACGGGUUAUUCCUCAAGGGUAUCGGGAUGACCCUGGAACAAGCCAUGACCUUCUGGAGGUCAGAGUUCACUCGCAUCAUGGAGAUGGACAAGUUUGACAAGCAAUAUUCCUACAACAUCCGUCAUAACUAUGGCAAGGAGGGAAAGCGACAGAACUACACACCAUACAGCUGUAUGAAGAUCAUCAUGAGCAGUGCACCAGGACAGGGAGAUUACCACGGUUGUCCAUUCCGUCAUACCGAUGGUGCCUUGUUGAAGCAGAGACUCUCCACCUUUGGACUCACACAGAAUGGUGUCGAGCAGGUCAUGGAGCUGGUCAAAGGCCACCACUAUCAACUGGCUUGUACCAGAUACUUUGAGCUCUCGCACAACGUUCCAGAAGCGGAGUUCCUUCUGAACCAUCCUAACCAAUACUUUGAGGAGAGUUUGAAGGUCAGAGGAGGAGGCACUGGGAGAAAAGAAGGUUUCUCGUCAACUCCAUCCAACCGGAAAGCAGUGUCACGUUACGCUUCCACACCGUCGUCGCAAAACUAUUCUCAGUCGCCAUCAACAGCGCCCUCGCAGGUCCCUGUGAAGAAGGAUGCUGAAGCAGAGUUUGAUGAGAUGGAUAUAUCAUUUGAGGAGGCCGAAGCCCUAGAGAAGGCUCUUCAGGAUGCAACCAACGCUUAAAAAAAUAAGUCACAUUUUAUCGCUGAGGGGGUAAAAUCUCAAAACUUAAAAGGAAAUUGAGGACAGCUUGAACACUUUGGCCUGAAUUCACAAAGGUGGUUUUGAAAACCAAUGGUUGAAUCCAUGGUUUAUGCAGAUUUCCUGUAUGAAUUACGCUUAUUAUAGCGCGUAUCGGCGUGUAUAUAAACAAUUUCCAAUGCUGAUGCACGCUUUUGUCACAUUGCGCCAAAUCG